Messenger RNA from Austrofundulus limnaeus, 1859 nucleotides. It is a transcript of the gene oprd1b, whose product is annotated as opioid receptor, delta 1b. The transcript is spliced from 4 exons. Gene Ontology annotation, cellular component: neuron projection; plasma membrane. Bases 129 to 1331 code for a protein of 400 amino acids. Gene Ontology annotation, biological process: G protein-coupled opioid receptor signaling pathway; neuropeptide signaling pathway. NCBI's taxonomy places the organism in Eukaryota, Metazoa, Chordata, Actinopteri, Cyprinodontiformes, Rivulidae. The record is from RefSeq and is a predicted model, not a curated record. Gene Ontology annotation, molecular function: G protein-coupled enkephalin receptor activity; neuropeptide binding.
ACAAAAUCCUUGGUGCACAUGGAUCAUAAAUCAAUUUUGUGGCGCUAUCAGGUUUAGGAAAUUUGCACCCAUGUCUCUUGGCUGGUCUGGGAAUGCCUCUAACACAGAGCUGGAGGAGGUGGAAAUAGAUGUUUGCUAAACCUGCUGCACCUGUGACCCAACUGCAGGACCCCUGGACAAACAGGACUUCUCUGCGCGUCAUGGCGUUCCCAACUCUUCCCUCAGAGGACUUCACGGAGCACCCCUGGGUGUCCGCGGCUCCCCUCAACAACGCCUCCUUCUCUGAGGACCCGCUGCUGGAAGCGUCCAAAAGCAACGAGACGAGCGGAGCUGCAGGCAGGAACAGCGCGGGGCUCAUGAUCGCCGUGUGCAUCACCGCGCUCUACUCUCUCAUCUGCGUGGUGGGGCUGCUGGGGAACGUGCUGGUCAUGUACGGAGUGGUCCGAUACACGAAGAUGAAGACAGCCACCAACAUUUACAUCUUCAACCUGGCCCUUGCCGACGCCCUGGCCACCAGCACCCUCCCCUUCCAGAGCGCCAAGUACAUGAUGAGGACGUGGCCCUUCGGGGAGCUGCUGUGCAAAGUGGUCAUCGCCAUCGACUACUACAACAUGUUCACCAGCAUCUUCACGCUCACCAUGAUGAGCGUGGACCGCUACGUCGCCGUGUGYCACCCGGUCAAGGCCCUGGACUUCCGCACGCCCGCGAAAGCCAAGCUCAUCAACGUCUGCAUCUGGAUCCUCUCCUCUGCCGUGGGUGUACCCGUGAUGAUCAUGGCUGUUACCAAGGUGACAGAUAAAGGAAACACAGCCUGCACGCUCAGAUUCCCUGAACCGGAGUGGUACUGGGACACGCUGACYAAAAUCUGCGUCUUCGUCUUUGCCUUCGUGGUGCCCGUCCUCGUCAUCACCAUCUGCUACGGCCUGAUGAUCCUGCGUCUGCGGAACGUGCGCCUCCUGUCGGGCUCCAGGGAGAAGGACAGGAACCUGCGGCGGAUCACCCGCAUGGUCCUGGUGGUGGUGGCGGCCUUCAUCGUCUGCUGGACCCCCAUUCACAUCUUCAUCAUCGUCAAGACGGUGGUGGAGAUUGACAACAAGAACCUGGCGGUGAUGGCUUGCUGGCACCUGUGCAUCGCCCUGGGCUACACCAACAGCAGCCUGAACCCCGUGCUCUACGCCUUCCUGGACGAGAACUUCAAGAGGUGCUUCAGGGACUUCUGCCUGCCGUACCGGUCCCGCUUGGAGCAGAGCAGCUUCUCCAGGGCCCGCAACAGCGUCAGAGGGCCCGCCACGGUCUGCGCUCCGSCGGCGGCUCAGAGGGCGGCUGGCUGACUCAUCAUGGCUCAAUCAGCAGGGGGGUCAGCUCAGACUGAGGACACACAGUCCGAGUCCACAGGUGUUUGACCUACUGAUCCAUAAACCAUGGACCACUGUGGACUCGUGUCACAAAUGGUCUUUGUCUUGGAUGUACCUACGUGUGCCUGUGCAUGAGGAAAUGUAGACAAAUGGAAAUGAAGUGUUGGUGAGAGCGUGCUGAGCGAUCACUCAUUUAGUUAAGAUUGUGCUGAAAUGCUUCCAACUGUUUUGGCUCCAUUUUGUCCCACUUUGGAGAUAAUCCACAUCCACGCUAGGYGAGGAGACAUCUACUUAUACUCUGUGUCCCAAGUGUAACUGGCAGACAAAAUUAUGAUUUAAUUAAAGUAAAGCGAUCAUGACUCAGUUUGUUGCUAUUCAAACUUAUUUCCAAAGAAAACAUUUGCAGGACUCUGUGUAUACUAUGAUUAAAUCAACUUCAAAUCAAAUCAACUUUAUUUAUAAAGCACUGUAAAACAGCGGCCGCUGACACAAAGUGCUGUACAU